AUGCGAAAAUCAACAAAGCAAAAGUCAAGAAUACGACAAUCAAGAUUGCGAGAAUGGAAAAUUCAAAAAUCAAGGAUACGCCAAUAUAAUUUUGUUAAUCGAUUCACUAAACUCUGUAAACUCAUCAAUGCUAUACAAUCUCAAGACAAAGAUUACAUAGAUAAUGUAACAAGCGAAAAUUUCAAUAUCAAUAGCAAUCAUUUAAUUCCUAUUCAUGAAGCAGCGCGAGUCGGGAAUUAUGAAAUAUUUCUAAAGCUGAUUAAAAUCGGUGCUGAUAUAAACAAACGGGAACCAAUAACUCAAAGGACAGUAUUACAUAGCGCAGCGGAAUCCUGCAAUUACGAUAUCGUCAAGUAUUUGAUAGAAAAUGGCGUAGAUGUUAACGCUGUGGUAGAAAAUUCUGGUUCCAUUACUGGAGAAACCGCAUUGCACUUUGCCGCCAAAACAGGAGGAAAAGAAGUCAUAACGUUAUUAUUGAGUAACAAUGCUGACAUUAAUGCUAAAUCUGAAAUAGGAAUCACUCCUAUUAUCAGUGCUGUUCGAGCUGACAACUACGAUGCCAUGAAUGCAUUAAUAAAAUAUAAGCCUGAUCUUUUUUGUUCAUUUAAAGAUUCCGGUUACACUAAAACAAUUUUUCAUGUAGCUGUUGAAACUAAGAACUAUACAGUGUUAUUAGACUGGCUAUUUUCAUUUUCUCAUUGGCUUGAUGUUAAUAAUAAUAAUUUUUGUUCGUUCUUUAAAUCUCAACUGCUACUUCAUUUCGCUCUCUCGAGUGACAAAUACGAUGAUAGUAUCUUUAUGUGUCUGCUUAACGUCGGUGUUGAUAUUAAUGCUCUAGAUUCUAACGAUAAAUUAGCUAUCGAGCAGGAACUCAAAUCAGAAAAUAAUUUUUUUCCUAUUCAUAUGAUUACAACGCACAUUUUAGAAUUGAUAGCAGCGGGUUUUUACGUAUGUGAUCGAAAUAUUACAGCUGUUAAUAAUAUCAGAGGAUUUGACGAUUUUUUAGCUGAGUGUCGUUUAGAAGUUAAGAAAAUGAAAACAAAUAUGAUAAACGGCAGUAAUAUCACAUUUAUAGAAGUUUUACAUAAAAAUGUAAGAUACGUGGCACCUUAUUUAAAGUCGGAUGAUUUAAAGACUAUACUCUUUGGUAAAAUUUCAAUUUCAUCAGAGUACCCAAUAUAUGGAAAUAAGAUCUUGUUUAAAUUGUGGGAAGUCAUGAAAAGAGUCGACUACAUAAAAGAUUCUGAAGAAGUCAUUUAUAAUAUUUUUUAUGAAUUACAACUUCCGGAUACUUUUAUCAGAGAAUUGUAUUACUACUUGUCAAAUUAUGAUUUAGACGAAAUCGUUCAAGCCUCUAGACAGAAAAAAAAAUAG
This is a messenger RNA of Microplitis mediator, 1374 nucleotides long. RefSeq names its product putative ankyrin repeat protein RF_0381. Gene Ontology annotation, molecular function: protein binding. Lineage: Eukaryota; Metazoa; Arthropoda; Insecta; Hymenoptera; Braconidae. The transcript has a single exon. Bases 1 to 1374 code for a protein of 457 amino acids. The record is from RefSeq and is a predicted model, not a curated record.